This is a messenger RNA of Coregonus clupeaformis (lake whitefish), 625 nucleotides long. RefSeq names its product proteoglycan 4-like. Lineage: Eukaryota; Metazoa; Chordata; Actinopteri; Salmoniformes; Salmonidae. The annotation marks the transcript as partial. The transcript has 5 exons. The record is from RefSeq and is a predicted model, not a curated record.
UUCCCAUACUGUCCCACACUGUGCCCUCCUCAUCUCUUCCCAUCACUCUGGUCUGAGGGUCCAAGAGAAUUUUGCUGGUGGUAGCCCAUCUUCAUCUCUCUCCCUCUGGACUGAGGGCUCUCACGCCCCACCUGGCCUCCCAUACAGUCACGCUGAUCUGAAGGCACGUACCUACCUGCAGCUUUUCAUUCAUUGACGCUUUUCUUGGGACCCGGCUCAAGAUGCCAGAGCCCACAAAGAAAGAUGAGACGCCCAAUGGUGAAAAAGAGAGUGUUGCCCCAGACAGUAGUGAGGCGCCCAUGCCCACACCUGAGAUAUCCCUCAAGGUCUCGCCUCCACCCCCAGAACAACCGGUAGAGACUGAGGGGAAGGAUCCACAGCCCAUAGAGGUGCUUAAGCCUGUAGAGCCUCAGCCUGUGGUUGCUAAGGAGACAGAACCAGUAGAGAAUGGGUCUAAAGAACCAGAACCAGAGGCGGUUGCGGUCAGGGCUAAAGAGCAAGUAGAGUCUGUGAACUCUGAAGUAAAGGAGGAGGCCCUGUCCCCUUGCUCACCCCCACCGCCUGACACUGGUGUGGUCUCUCACAGGACACGCUUCGAUCUCAUGAUCAACACGUUUGUGGUCUC